Sphenostylis stenocarpa is the source of this 3660-nucleotide messenger RNA. The record is from the annotation of a GenBank genome assembly. NCBI's taxonomy places the organism in Eukaryota, Viridiplantae, Streptophyta, Magnoliopsida, Fabales, Fabaceae.
AUGAGGCAAUUCAGUAAUGCACAAACUGCAGAGACUCGUUUUUCUGGCACCAUUUCAUCCUCAUCUCUCAGAAACUUUCUUCCCAGACCAUUCUCUUCCAAGCACAAACCCACUUCAAACUCAAAAAUCCCAAAUUCAGAAGCAGAGAAUACUCCCCCCACCGAUCCCAACAUCUUGAUCAACCAAGACCAGUCGUUGCCCUCCACAAUCAAGCAAUCACACUCCAAAACCUCAAUUUCUCAGAACAACCUCCACCAAUCGAAAACCCCCCUUGAUUCCGACCCCUCAGUGAAGGUUGUAGUCCGAAUCAGACCUACCAGUAACAAUGGAAUAGAGGGAGAUCGAACUGUUAAGAAGGUUUCUGCUGACACCUUAUGUGUUGGAGAUAGACAAUUUACCUUCGAUUCAGUUUUUGAUUCGAACACCAAUCAGGAGGAUAUUUUUCAGUCAGUGGGUGUCCCCUUGGUUAAAAAUGCUUUAGCUGGUUACAACACUUCAGUUCUGUCAUAUGGCCAGUCUGGAAGUGGAAAGACUUAUACAAUGUGGGGUCCCCCUAGUGCCAUGUUUGAGGAGCCCUCGCCUCAAAGUCACAAGGGAAUUGUUCCUCGGAUCUUCCAAAUGCUGUUUUCUGAGCUUGAUAGAGAGCAGCACGUGUCUGAUGGGAAACAAUUCAACUAUCAAUGUCGAUGUUCUUUUCUUGAGAUAUACAAUGAGCAAAUUGGGGACUUACUUGAUCCAACGCAGCGCAACCUGGAGAUGAAAGAUGAUUCCAAAAAUGGGUUGUAUAUAGAGAAUCUAACCGAGGAAUAUGUUACUAGCUAUGAUGAUGUGACACAAAUUCUGAUUAAGGGACUUUCCAGCAGAAAAGUUGGAGCUACAAGCUUAAAUUCUAAGAGCUCUAGAUCACAUAUCAUUUUCACUUUUGUGAUUGAAUCUUGGUGUAAGGGAAUAUCAUCGAAUGGUUUCAGUAGUUCAAAAUCUAGCAGAAUUAGCCUUAUUGAUCUUGCCGGACAGGACAGGAACAAAGUUGAGGAUGCAGGCAAGCAAUGUCUAAAGGAAAGUAAAAAUGUAAAGAAGUCCUUAUCUCAGCUGGGGCAUUUAGUGGAUGCCCUGACUAAAGAAACUCUCUCCGGAAAAGCAGAAGAAUUUUCAAACGGGAAUUCCUGUUUAACGCAUUUACUACAAGAAUCACUUGGUGGAAAUGCCAAACUUUCAUUAAUCUGUUCCAUCUCCCCCGAUAACAAGAAUAAUGGCGAAACGCUGCGCACACUCAGGUUUGGACAGCGAGUAAGAACCAUUAGAAAUGAACCUGUUAUCAAUGAGAUAAAGGAAGAUGAUGUUAAUGAUUUAAGUGAUCAAAUCCGGCAACUGAAGGAAGAACUUAUUAGAGCAAAGGCUGAGGUUCGUUGCUCGGAUGGGAGUAAAAAUGGAUACUUUCAAGGACGUAAUGUACGGGAAAGUCUUAAUCAGUUGCGUUACAGCUUAAACCGCUCCAUACUCCUACCUCGCAUUGAUAAUGACACUGAUGAAGAGGUAAAUGUGGACGAGGAAGACAUAAGGCAGUUACGCCAGCAGAUUGAUGAAUUGUAUCAUUCCUGUGAAGAGAAUCCUAAAAACAUACCUGUCAAUGAAGAUUGUGUCCAGUAUUAUUCUGUUGCAGAAAAUUGUGAUGCAGAUAUAACCAGUGGUGAUGAAAUUGAGAUAGAGGACGAAGUAUGUUUUGAAGAAACACUGAGUAAGCUUUGUCCCGAGGAAAGUGAGGGAUCAAAUGCUACCUUGUAUGCUUCAGCUGAUGACUUUGCAAGUAACGCCUCAAGGUCAAUUAAAUCUACAUUCAGAGAUACCAUUUCAGUUAGCUCAUGUGGUCGAUCUCCAAUACUUGAGGAACCAAAGUUGUCCGAGUCUCCAAAAAUCAGAAAUGUUCAGAGGAAAAGUGUGGCUUAUUCAUCAAGUUGUCUUGGAAGUUGGAACAAUGUGGCAGAGGAGAAUUUGAGUUCCACUAAAGAUAUAUUAGGACAAUCAUUUAACGAGGGUGAGAAGAUGCGAUCCUCGCUGCGAUCAAGCAAGGUUUUUCCAGGUCCUACUGAAUCCUUGGCCGCAAGCCUUCACAGGGGAUUGCAGAUAAUCGAUUUUCAUCAGCGAAACUCAGGAUUAAACAAAUCUUCCGCUUCUUUCUCUUUUGAUCACUUAACCUUGACACCUUGCUCAGAAACAGACAAGGACGAUUCUUGUGAUCAAAUAACGCAACAGAAGAAAUAUUCUGAUGAUGAAAGAACUGCUACCUUGCUUUGUGAACCUUGCCGUAAAAGAAUAUACAAUCAGGAUUCUACUGAGGUUCAAGGAAACGUAAAAUCAAGGAUUGAGCCAGACGAAGCAGAAAAUCCAGAUAGACUGACAGAUAAAGUUUCAAAAGAUUCCCAGAGUAUACUGGAAGAAGCGAUCGCAAGAGAAAAGGAGCUAGAGAAUGUUUGCAAGGAGCAAGCUGCUAGAAUUGAAGAACUAAAUCAAUUGGUAGAGAAACUGAAAGGAGAAAAAGAACUAAAUUCUUCCAUCAUCGUGUAUGAUCCAGAGAGCAACAAACAGACUAGACAUGAAGAGAAUAACUUGUUGAACGAUGAAGAAAAGCUUCCAAGAGGCACUUCACUAGUCAAGUGUUUAACAGAUAUUGUAGAGGAAAAAUGUGAAAUUAAGGAAGUCCAGGAAGAAGUAACUCAAAGAGAAAGCUCUUUUGAUGCAUCUGAGAAGGAAGAACUUCUGAAGGAGAUUCAAAAUCUAAGAAGCAAGCUGCAAAUAUGUAGCGAUGCACCAGUUAGAAAGUCCACCGACAAACUAAGAUCGUCCUUGUCAUUAACGUCAAGAUCCAUUCAACAGCGAAAAAGUGCUGUAUUAUCUCACGAUAAUGGUGAAGAUGAGCUACAGAAAGAGAGACAGAGAUGGACAGAAAUGGAAAGUGAGUGGAUUUGUUUGACUGAUGAACUAAGAGUUGAUCUCGAGUCCAGCCGUCAGCGGGCAGAGAGGGUGGAGAUGGAACUGAGUUUAGAGAAAAAGUGCACUGAAGAGUUAGACGAUGCACUAAAAAGAGCAGUUCUUGGGCAUGCUAGAAUGGUGGAACACUAUGCCGACCUCCAAGAAAAAUACAAUGAUUUGGUUGCAAAGCACAAUGCUAUAAUGGAAGGCAUAGCAGAGGUGAAGAGAGCAGCGGCGAAGGCUGGGAAGAAGGGUCAUGCCCGCUUUGCCAAAUCUCUAGCUGCUGAGCUUUCUGCAUUGAGGGUGGAGAGAGAAAGGGAAGCAAAGUUCUUAAAAAAGGAGAACAUGAAUCUCAAGAUUCAACUUAGAGAAACUGCAGAAGCUGUUCAUGCUGCUGGGGAACUCCUUGUCAGACUAAGAGAAGCUGAGCAUGCAGCGUCUAUUGCAGAGGAGAAUUUCACAAAAGUGCAACAACAUAAUGAAAAGCUAAAAAAGCAAAUGGACAAGCUGAAAAGAAAACAGAAGAUGGAGAUGAUUACCAUGAAGCAGUACCUUGCAGAGAGCAAAUUACCAGAGUCUGCACUGCAGCCACUAUUUAGAGAGGAUUCUGAUGUGGUUCACAACAAUGCAACUUCCCAUGACGAUCAGGCAUGGAGAGUAGAAUUUGGAGCAAUCUAUCAACAGCAUUAUUAA